Messenger RNA from Dichomitus squalens LYAD-421 SS1, 1050 nucleotides. RefSeq lists its product as uncharacterized. Bases 1 to 1050 code for a protein of 349 amino acids. Lineage: Eukaryota; Fungi; Basidiomycota; Agaricomycetes; Polyporales; Polyporaceae. The transcript has 3 exons. The record is from RefSeq and is a predicted model, not a curated record.
AUGCCUGGCAGUAGACCCACCUCUCCACUGACAUACUUCCUACGCCGGAGCCCACUUACUCGUUUCGACUUCAUCCGGGACUACUAUUCUCAGACGAUGGGUCACGUGAGCCUUAUCCAGGAAUCCGGCCCCUUUAUCACUGCACAGAAUACCUACAUUCUUCCAAGGCUUCUAUCACCAUGGGACUUCUCCAGCUCGGUCGACACCUACCUUUUCGAGCGGGUUUGCCUCAAUCUAGGUGGUCAGAUCCACAUGGGGACAGCUUACAUGAUGUUCGAAGAGGGUGCCCCUUCAUUGCCCCCUCUGAUAGGACCUCCUGCCCCACCGGCCAACUCUCCCCCUAUGGCACCAGUCAUACAGCCUUUGGAACCCAGGGACCCGCCUCCCUGUCGUCCGACUCCGAUGCCCUUGUUUAUUGGAAGCGUGGGAUUUUCAGACCCGGAGCCACCUCUGCUGCCCCGCAUGCGCCCAGUUCCCACUCCGGUCAAAACACCCCAGCUUAAGGUACAAGAGGUUCAGAGGUGGACUGCGCAUGCAAAAUCCAAAGAAGAACCCAGUCCGGAGAACCAAGAAGAGGCUGCCUCAGCUGAAGACACGCCCAUGGAGCUCAAGUAUCCCUUGAGCCCGGAGCCCGAGCCUGAGCCUGAGCCCGUCACUGACGAGGCUACCAAGGAGGCUCCGAGUGCCGAAGAAGAAGCCGAAGGCCUGCAGGCCUGCUACAACGUCCAGAGCCCCGGAAGAGCUAUUGUGAGAGCCCCAACACCGCCACUGAUCCUUCCGACAGUCCUGCGCCUGCACAAGAAACAUGCCCGCGCGAGCGUCAAGGACACGUUUGACCACCCAAAGCUAGCGCUACAGGUGGCCGAGCACGUCGGGCUCGAGAACAUCUUGCUCGUCCCAGCCCGCUUGUGGACCAAGGACGAGCGUCGCUUCAUGCGACUCGUAAUCAAGUUGAUCUGCCAUGCCUUGAGCGGAAAGGUGGGGUAUGGUGAGGUUGUGCCGAUGUAUGGCCCAGGUGCAGUUGUAGGAGGUGGGAGCGACACUGAGUAG